Messenger RNA from Salvelinus sp. IW2-2015, 3080 nucleotides. RefSeq names its product caspase recruitment domain-containing protein 8. NCBI's taxonomy places the organism in Eukaryota, Metazoa, Chordata, Actinopteri, Salmoniformes, Salmonidae. Gene Ontology annotation, biological process: regulation of apoptotic process. The record is from RefSeq and is a predicted model, not a curated record.
UGGUGUACAAAACCAAAAGUAAAAAGACGCAAAAACAAGUCUUAAACACCCACACCAGUAGAAAUCCACUUUUUCCGAGAUGAAAGACGAUGGCCAGAGCUAACCCAUGAUGUUCAACCGAAAGGUUUCUGGAUCGAAUCCUCGAGCUGACAAGGGAACCAUAAUGCUGCCUGCUAAGGAGCUACUGCUGCUGGCCACUCUGGAGGAGUUGACUGAGGGAGGAGGAAACCUGGAGCAAUUUCGGCGGUUCUUGACUAGCCUGCUGCCCAUAUUUCCCCCCAUUCCAGAGAGCCAGCUGGAUGACCCUGACAGGCAGGACACAGUGGAUGAGAUGGUGCAGACCUUAGGCCCUGAGGAUGCUGUGAAGGUCACACUGAGGAUCCUGAGGAAUUUAAAACAGUUUGAUCUUGCAAAAAAGUUAGAGAUAAACUACAAACAAGUUAUUCCAUGCUCUAAAGGCUUACUGACUACCCCUGGAGCAAGUGAAGACCAGGAGACCUACGAUGACAUUGAAGAAGGUGCAGGUGAAGAAUAUGUCUCCAUGUGCGAUGUGGGGUCACCACAACCUCACAUCAUUCCUGAAGGAGAACAUAUAUAUGAGAACUGGGAUGUCAUAGACAUUACCGCCACUUCAGCUCCACCGCACAUAAGCAUUCCUGAGAGAGGAGCAGAAGGCCCUUACCCCAAUAUCAAACCUCAACUAAAAGGGAUGCUGAAACGCAGUCUCUCAUUAAACGAUCUUCAAGUCAGAACACCAUCCUCGUCUCGCAGAGUUUCUGGUGACAAAGGAGAAUACAUCAGCUUGAUUAGCAGUUCUUUGAGUGCCUUGGACAAAAAGCAGUUGAGCAGCAAAGCCACUGAAAUGUGCCCCACAAUGCCAUCUGUUCCAGAUCUGCUCCUCGCUACUCUAGAGAUGCUAAAUGCAGAAGAGUUUAAGAGAUUUUUGAGUCACCUGGCUCACUGCCUGCGGUCCAUAUUUCCCCCCAUCCCAUGGAACCAACUGGAGAACGCUGACACAAAGGUCACAGUGGAUAAGAUGGUGCAGAGCUACAGCCCCGAAUAUGCUGUGAAGAUCACAGUGGUGAUCCUGAAGAUGAUGAAGUGGUUUGAUCUCGCUGAGAAGUUAAGGAAUAAUUACAGACUAGGGAGUAAAACAGCAUGGAAUGUGUCACCGAGCAGUCACACAUCAUCUUUGGGACCCACAACGGGACCCACAACCCACAACGCUGACUGUUACAGAUCUGCUGCAGGUCACUCUGAUGAAGCUGAGCAAAAAAAUGUGGAGUACAUUUAUGUUUUUCCUAUCUGGCAGCCUGCUGGCCGGCUUUCCUCCAAUCCCAGAUAGCCAGCUAAGGUACGCCAACAUAGGGGUCAAAGUUGAUAAGAUGGUGCAGAUCUUCGGCCCUGAGGGAGCUGUGAAGUUCACACUGAAGAUCCUGAGGGAGAUGAAUCUGCAUAAUAUUGCCGAUGAAUUAAAGAGAGAACACAGCAGAGACCAUGCCCUGUCAUGCCUUCCCAGUCGUCCUUUAUYUAGCGAACGAUCAAAGGAAGAGGAGAUCGAGGAUCUGUCUCAAAGCUUAACUGAUACCAAGGAGCAAUUAUUAAGGAAUGUAUUAGGAAAGGUCGACCAAGUCAUGCGUCUGACUGACCUUCUGCAGACGUCUCCUGAUAACUUGGUAACAGAGACAUAUGAGGAGAGCAGGGGAGCAUACCGGUUCAAGUGCCCCAGUGCAGGUCUGUUCCCAAGUGGUGUAACCGGCCUUGGGUUUGGGAUGGAGGGGGAGGGGGAAGUGCUCUAUUGGACAGUCCCCUGGGACAGGAGGCUUCUAGCACAGAGAGGCAAGAGGCCUGCGGGACCCCUGUUCAAAUUCACAUGCCUUAAAGGGUCUAUCUGUCAACUACAACUCCCWCACUGUGAGCUUCAUUCUAMGGGUGGAUGUGACUUCCUGUCUGUAGCCCAUGUGAUGGAUGACAGUUUGGAGUUUAUCUGUGACGUUCAGAUAACCGACACACAUGUCAUAUUAAACAUCAAUGGAUUCUCUGCUUAUGGCAUCGUCAGGGAAGAUGACUCACCCACUGUCCCUAUACGUGCACUUGUCUUGUUAUUCUACAAACUCCCAGUUGUCCCUAAGAAGAGGUCCAUCCUUAAUGUGUUGUUGCUUCCCAGAAAUGUUAUGAUCAGGGAGGUACAGGAGGAAUGGAAGAGAAGAAAUGGAGACCAAGAAACCUACAUUGAAACUAACGCUCACUGCCAACUAAUCCCAAAGCAAGAAUACACCCUCUCCACUGAUCUUACAGAUGAACAUCAAAUAAGACCAAAGGAUGCAGCAUUUGAAAACUACGAAAACUACGAAAACUACAUCCCAACAUUUCAGUUGUUCUUACAAACUGUUGUUGAACAAGUUGAUCUUCUCCUGAAAGAAAAUAAUGGUGUAGAGUCUGUGUGGGAUAGACUUGUCUGGCUUCCAGUUUCACCAACAGAAAUCAUCUCUACAGUGUCCGGCCCUCUCCCUGUAGCCCCUCCUGCCAAUCCUCCUACUCUCUCAGGAGAGGACUUCAUAAUAAAACACAGAGUGAAACUGGAGGAACGCAUGGGUGAAUUGCAGCCCAUACUCCUCAAGCUUCAGGACUGUAAAGUACUGAACGAUGUGGAGCGAGAGAAGAUUGACAACAUAAGUUCACGGAUCCAGAGGAACAAGGCCCUUCUGGACAUGAUUAKGAGGAAGGGACCUCGUGCCCAGGAACAGCUCUACCAGGCCCUAAAAAAAGAGGACCCUUACCUGGUGGAAUACCUGCAAGAGGAGACAUCCUGACCAUAGAUUGGUGUGUAAAGUAAUCCAACAAUGACUACAACAUGUAAAUGGACCAGGAGCCUAGAGAUCAGGACAGGGUUGCUACGCAGGUGCACUGGCUGCAAACAGCAAGCUUCAGGACUUUGCUAUUUAAUGGCAUUAUAUAUGUUUUAAUCUCUGUAUAARAUACAUAUGUAGAUGGUAAGUAUAUAUUUACAAGCCUUUAUUUACAUUUUCAUGUCAGUAUUUUAUACAUAUGUAACGGAUGUGAAAUGGCUAGCUAGUUAG